AUGGCAAAAACAAUUGUUGUUCUGGUUGCAUUUGUUUUCUUCAUCAUGAAUGUGGAUGGCCGUAAAGUUCCGGAAGGUGCUAGUAGGCAGGGGGAGUACCAAACCCUAGAACGGGCAGCUUCACCGGUGGCAGAACCACCAUGCAGAGGCGGCGUUGACGACCAAAAGAACAUCUUCGGCGGGGUUGGGGGUUUUACAGGCAUGGGAGGCUACAUUGGAGGGUUGUUUCCACAUCUUGGUGGGGUUGGGACAAUCGGCAAGUACGGAGGAAUUGGUGGGGGCUUUGGAUUUGGUCACGGUGGCUUCGGAGCCGGAGUUGGUGGCGUCGGUGGCGUAGGUGGUGGCGUUGUGCCAUUUCCUUGA
Molecule: messenger RNA, 363 nt
Organism: Cucumis melo (muskmelon)
Lineage: Eukaryota; Viridiplantae; Streptophyta; Magnoliopsida; Cucurbitales; Cucurbitaceae
Product: glycine-rich protein 5-like
Exons: 2
Coding region: 1-363 (120 amino acids)
Source: RefSeq, a predicted model, not a curated record